ACAACGGCUUGCUUUGCGCUCAUUGGCCACGCGUUCACAAUGGAGGAAUAUAACCGUUUUUACCGUUUCAACAUCCAUCAUUCAACUUACAUCUGAACAAUCAUGUUUUGUCACCAUAACCAAUGACUAUUUACAUAUUAAAUUACCCAAAACAAAAGAGUUUGUUUGACUCGGUUCCGACGGAUUCUCCUCUCUUUUUUAUGGCAAAUUUCAGAAUAGGAUCUUAUCUUAAUCUCCAUAAAAAAACAAUCCUGGUUAUAAGAUUUCAUGAGCCUGAAGAUCAAUAAGGAUUUAAAAACUGAUAAUAAAUUUCAUUGGCUUAUUUUGAUGUAAUCUAGAUUCUGGAAGUCUUGGUGAUUUAAAGAUCAAGUAGUUGUGUGAGAUUUCUUUUUGGUGUAGAAAGUGCUACUGGGUAAAGAUGGUUUCACAAGCUUCUGUGUAUGAUCAUACACAGAAUGCCUUGCAACAGUUUAAAUGGGCUACAAAGAGGUCUUGGGCUUUUUUCAUUCUCGUGGUCACUCUGCUCGUUGUUAUUCUUGUUCAGAUCAAGUCUGGGAACAUUCUUACCUUGUGGGCCAAGUCUGAUGAGAUACUGAUUCAGAAUGACAUGAUUUUUAAACCACAAGAAAUACAGAGCUGUUCACAGUUUGUGAGAACGAAUACAAGAAGGAAGAAAGUUGUGUCCAUUAAAGAUUUUGGAGGUGUGGGUGAUGGGAAAACUUUGAAUACUAAGGCCUUCCAGAAGGCUAUUGAUUAUUUGGAGAAUUUUGCUGCAGGAAAAGGUGGUGAUAUAGGGACACAGCUUACUGUUCCAUCAGGGAGAUGGCUGACUGGCAGUUUUAAUCUCACAAGCAAAUUCACUCUAUACCUUGAAAAGGAUGCAAUCAUUUUAGGAUCUCAGGAUACAGGUGAAUGGCCUUUAAUAAAUCCACUCCCUUCAUAUGGGCAUGGCCGGGAACGGCCUGGAGGAAGACAUAUUAGCCUUAUCCAUGGAGAAAAUCUGGAGAACGUUGUUAUUACAGGCGAAAAUGGAACUAUUGAUGGACAAGGCCAGAUGUGGUGGGAUAUGUGGUUCAACAAGUCCUUACAGCAUACAAGGGGCCACCUUGUUGAAUUUCUAAACUCAACAAAUAUAAUAAUUUCAAAUGUGACAUUCCUUAACUCACCAUUUUGGAAUAUACAUCCUAUUUAUUGCAGGAAUGUGGUUAUAAAACACGUUACCAUACUUGCUCCUCUUGAUGCCCCUAAUACAGAUGGUAUUGAUCCAGACUCCAGCUCAAAUGUAUGUAUAGAAGACUGCUAUAUUCGCAGUGGUGAUGAUCUUGUAGCUGUAAAGAGUGGUUGGGAUGAGUAUGGGAUAAAUGUGGGUCAACCCAGCUCAAACAUAGUUAUUCAGAGGGUGAUAGGCACAACACCAACCUGUUCAGGGAUUGGAAUUGGGAGUGAAAUGUCAGGGGGAAUAUCUGAUGUGCUAGUAAAAGACUUUAUUGUUUACAAUGCAUCUGCAGGAAUCAGGGUAAAGACUGAUACUGGAAGAGGUGGCUAUAUUACCAAUAUCACCAUCUCCAACUUCCAAAUGGAAAAUGUCAAAGUGCCCAUCAAAUUCACAUCUGAUUCCAAUGAUCAUCCUGAUAAUAAGUGGGACAUCAAUGCUCUUCCACUCAUCAGGGGAAUAAAGAUAAAAGAUGUUGUGGGUAAAGACAUACACAAUGCACCAAGCUUCAAAGGCCUGAAGAAGGCUCCUUUUGUAGAUAUUGUCCUCUCAAACAUUCAUUUGGAAGGCAUACCGCAAGGAAGAAAUUGGCAUUGUGAAUAUGUUGAAGGGUUUUCUGCAAAUGUUUCACCACCACCAUGCUCCAACUUCCUGCCUCAAACUAAAUCCAAUGGCUCUUCUGGAUAUUCUUAAUUAUGCCUGAACAGGAAGGUGGUGAAUUCUUUUUGUACAGAUUAUAAAUCUAUGGAAGAGAAAUUCUUUUUGAGUGCUUGUCUACCGAAGGAGAAAAUGCUAAAAGAUUAAUACGUUUUGUUUGUA
Cryptomeria japonica (Japanese cedar) is the source of this 2032-nucleotide messenger RNA. RefSeq names its product probable polygalacturonase. Gene Ontology annotation, biological process: carbohydrate metabolic process. NCBI's taxonomy places the organism in Eukaryota, Viridiplantae, Streptophyta, Pinopsida, Cupressales, Cupressaceae. The transcript has 5 exons. The record is from RefSeq and is a predicted model, not a curated record. Gene Ontology annotation, molecular function: polygalacturonase activity. The coding region runs from base 419 to 1906 and encodes 495 amino acids.